CAUCUAUCGUCGUCGUCGUCGUCGUCGUCGAUCCAUCCAUGGCGGAGCAGCUGGACCUGCCAGGGUUCCGGUUCCACCCCACCGAGGAGGAGCUGCUGGAGUUCUACCUGAAGCAGGUGGCGCACGGGCGGAAGCUCAAGUUCGACAUCAUCCCCACGGUGCACCUGUACCGCCACGACCCCUGGGAGCUCCCGGGCCUGGCGCGCAUCGGCGAGCGCGAGUGGUACUUCUUCGUGCCCCGCGACGGCGGCCGGCCUGCCAAGCAGCACCACCACCAGUCGUCCGGCGCCCGCCCCAGCCGCACCACGGAGCGCGGCUUCUGGAAGGCUACGGGCUCCGACCGCGCCGUGCGCUGCGCCCACGACCCCAAGCGCCUCAUCGGCCUCAAGAAGACGCUCGUCUACUACGAGGGCCGCGCGCCUCGUGGCACCAAGACCGACUGGGUCAUGAACGAGUACCGCCUCCCCGACGCCUGCAAUAACAACAACAACAACAAUAAUACCGUCGCCGGCGACUCAUCGGCGGCGGCGGCGGCAUCCUCCACCACCACCAACAACUCGCCCAAGGAGGACAUCGUGCUGUGCAAGGUCUACCGGAAGGCCGUGUCGCUCAAGGAGCUGGAGCAGCGAGUGGCCAUGGAGGAGCUGGCGCGCGCCACGCCGUCCGCGUCCCACAACGCCGGAUCGCCCGCCGACUCCAUGUCGUCGUCCGACCAGGACCAACAAACCCAGCUUGGGCAGGGAGGAGUGGAGAUCAUGAUAACGAUGCCCGUCGGCGGCAUCUCACCACCACCACCACUACCACCGCCUGUGAUGAUGAGCAUGAAGCAAGAGGAGGAGGUGGCCGAGCCCGAGGCGCCGCUGCCGGCGGUGCUGAUGAGGCCGUCGACGCUGAGCCUGCCGCAGCUGGAGGUGGCGAAGCAGCAGCAGGAGUGGAUGCAGGACCCCUUCUUGACGCAGCUGCGGAGCCCAUGGAUGGAGAGCUGGUCUCCCUACUACCCCAGCGUCCUCAACUUUUAACCAAUGCAAUCUCAGAAUCUCAGAUCGACCGUCGUCCUCGAUGAAGUAGCUAUAUAUAUAUGGUCAUUGUUCCACAGACCUAUACUAAUAGCUAGCAUGCAUACUGCUGCUAGGUAUCUUUUGGUUUGGCAUUAUCAUAUAUACAUACUGAUGACGAGCUAGUACCGUACCCAUACAUGAGUAUCUUGGUUGCUGCUAGCUCCUCCAAGUUGGAGACCGUAUAUAUAUAGUUCGUGUGGAUUUCCUUUUGUACAGUAGCAAGGUACGGUGUUGACAACCAAAAUUAUCAAAACAUAUAUGGAACGCUUAAUUUAGAGUCUGAGUGAAAGAGAGUUAGGCUCUUAAUUAGGAAGGUGUGGCCACGACGAAAGUGUCUUGCAU
This is a messenger RNA of Zea mays, 1400 nucleotides long. RefSeq lists its product as uncharacterized. Gene Ontology annotation, biological process: regulation of DNA-templated transcription. Gene Ontology annotation, molecular function: DNA binding. NCBI's taxonomy places the organism in Eukaryota, Viridiplantae, Streptophyta, Magnoliopsida, Poales, Poaceae. Bases 39 to 1019 code for a protein of 326 amino acids. The record is from RefSeq and is marked provisional. The transcript has 2 exons.